Caenorhabditis remanei is the source of this 1152-nucleotide messenger RNA. RefSeq lists its product as uncharacterized. Gene Ontology annotation, biological process: protein transport. NCBI's taxonomy places the organism in Eukaryota, Metazoa, Nematoda, Chromadorea, Rhabditida, Rhabditidae. Gene Ontology annotation, cellular component: cytoplasm. The record is from RefSeq and is a predicted model, not a curated record. Bases 1 to 1152 code for a protein of 383 amino acids. The transcript is spliced from 3 exons.
AUGCAACUGACACCGGACAACAUCGAAUUCGAUGGAAACCAGGAACGUUUCAAGCCCGGGGAGAUAGUCCGUGGGACUGUCUCGUUGAAUGCACCACGGGACUAUCACGUCACAGCGAUAAUAUGUCGCUUCAAAGGAGAAGCACGCACGAGAUGGAAUGGAAUGCCACGGGCUGGGUAUUGGCAUUACUUCGAUAAGGAGAAGUAUCUGUUCUAUGCAUUAUCACAACAGACCCACAUGGCUGCUGGAUCACAUCGGUUCAACUUCACCUACAGACUUCCCGACAACAUUCCACCAUCAUUCUGGUCUCGAUUCGGAGACAUCAAAUAUCUGGUUGAACUGUCUGUGGUGAGACCGGGAAAAAUCACUAUCCGCACUCAAAAAAUGAUCAAAGUCAUCGGUGGUCUCGAUGAAUUCGACUGGAGAGAUUUGCAGAAUCGACGAUCUCAAAUAUACUCAUUGAGAGUCAAUGGAUCCUUAUUUGGAAAUCUUGGAAGGAUUCAUUAUAAAUCGUCCCUGGAUCACAGCUAUCUCAUCCCGGGAACUGAAGUGAAUGUCGAGAGCUUCAUUGAGAACCAGAGCUCCAGGACAGUCGAGAAAGUGAAAGUGGAGCUCUGGCGCAAGGUUCAAUACUUCACUUCUGCUCGUUUCUGUCAUACCACGGAUGUCUCGAAGGUCCUUCAAAUCAGUUCACAUCGACUCACUAUCCAACCUGGAAUGAAUCGCCAUGUCAGCCACCAACUGACUCUCCCGGACACCAUCUACUCAUCAUUCAAUUCGGAAAUCAUGACAGUCUCCUAUUUCCUCUGCGUGAUCAUCUCCACCAAUGGACUCCUUACACCAAAUGUCGAUUUCAAUAUGACAAUUGACAUUAUCGAUGAAGCUUAUACCCCCACCACAGUACCUCAAGUAUCAGCUCCACUCGAAUUCCCGACGGUCGAGAAUCCAAGAAACAUCGGACAGAUUCUGAAUGUGGCUCCAACCACACUCUGGGCACCAAGAUGCAGAAACAAUCGACGUGUACUACAAAUUUACAAUCCUGUUUUUAAUGCUUACGAAGAGACCGAGGAGCCACCAACCUAUGCAGAAAUUGAAGACAUGGAGGACCCACCACCAAGAUAUGCGGAAGUCAAUCAAGCUCGAGAGAGAUAA